Messenger RNA from Coffea eugenioides, 2231 nucleotides. Its product is annotated as probable mediator of RNA polymerase II transcription subunit 37c. Gene Ontology annotation, biological process: cellular response to unfolded protein; protein refolding. NCBI's taxonomy places the organism in Eukaryota, Viridiplantae, Streptophyta, Magnoliopsida, Gentianales, Rubiaceae. The transcript is spliced from 2 exons. Gene Ontology annotation, cellular component: cytoplasm. The coding region runs from base 70 to 2040 and encodes 656 amino acids. The record is from RefSeq and is a predicted model, not a curated record. Gene Ontology annotation, molecular function: ATP-dependent protein folding chaperone; ATP binding; misfolded protein binding.
CUCGCUCUGUCCAAGCAAGGUACUGAAUCCUUUUCUUUUUGAUCAACUGGACUAGAGUUUGAUAGUAAUAUGGCUGAAAAACGAAAACGCGAAGUCCCUCAGCUGGCACCGGCAGUCGGAAUCGAUUUAGGGACGACGUACUCAUGCGUGGGCGUUUGGCAACACGGUCGCGUUGAAAUCAUAGCGAAUGAUCAGGGUAACAGGACGACGCCGUCUUAUGUUGCUUUCACCAAUACCGGGCGUCUCAUAGGAGAUGCCGCUAAGAACCAGGUUGACACGAACCCCACCAAUACCGUUUUCGGUGCGAAGAGGUUAAUCGGCAGGAAGUACAUUGAUCCAUCUGUACAGAGUGACAUGAAGCACUGGCCUUUCAAGGUCAUUCCUGGUUCUGGCAACAAACCUAUAAUUGUAGUGACCUACAAGGGUGAGGAAAAGCAAUUCGCAACUGAGGAGAUUUCUGCUAUGGUCCUCGCUAAGAUGAAAGAGACUGCGGAGGCCUACCUCGGGUCAACUGUCAAGGAUGCUGUUGUCACGGUCCCUGCCUAUUUUAAUGAUUCACAGCGUCAGGCAACCAAGGAUGCUGGGGUCAUUGCUGGCCUCAAUGUGUUGCGUAUCAUUAAUGAACCAACAGCUGCUUCCAUUGCUUAUGGUCUUGAUACCAAGUCUGAAAGCACUGGCGAAAAGAACGUCUUUAUUUUUGAUCUCGGAGGUGGCACUUUUGAUGUCUCUAUUCUCACCAUUGAAGAGGGCAUUUUUGAAGUGAAAGCUACUGCUGGAGAUACUCAUCUUGGAGGAGAGGACUUCGAUAAUACAAUGGUGAACCACUUCGUCCAAGAGUUUAGGAGAAAGAAUAAUAUGGAUAUUAGUGGAAAUCCUAGAGCUCUCUGGAGAUUGAAGACAGCUUGUGAGAGGGCAAAGAGGAUCCUUUCCUUCAGUACUAAGACAGAAAUCGAGAUUGAUUCCUUGUUUCAAGGUAUUGACUUUUACUCGACUAUUAGUCGGGCCAAAUUUGAGGAGCUGAACAAGGAUUUCUUUACAAAAUGCAUGGAGCUAGUUCAAAAGUGUUUGAACGAUGCCAAGAUGGAUAAGAGCAGCAUCAAUGAUGUUGUCCUUGUGGGUGGCUCAACCAGGAUUCCCAAGGUUCAGCAAUUGUUAGAAGAUUUAUUCCCUCGAAAAGAUCUGUGCAAAAGCAUUAACCCAGAUGAAGCCGUUGCCUAUGGUGCAGCUGUCCAAGCAGCAGUCCUGGCUGGCGGGGGACAUGAGAAGCUUCAGGACUUUGUACUGGUGGACAUUACCCCGUUAUCCCUGAGUAUAGAAGUUGUUGGAGAAAUUGUGGCGGUUGUUGUCCCUAGGAACACCACUAUUCCUACCAAAUUGGAGAAAGUAUUUGAAACAUCAAAAGACAACCAAACUGUUGUUCGUUUUGCAGUUUUCGAGGGUGAGAGUGCAAGUUCAAAGGACAACAACUUGCUGGGCUCAUUUAAUCUCUCGGGAAUUCCUCCAGCCCCUAAGGGAGCUGAAAAGUUCGAUGUUUGCUUUGACAUUGAUGCCAAUGGCAUAUUAAAUGUCUCUGCUGUGCAUAAAACUACCGGCCAGAAGAAUCAUAUUAUUAUCACCAAUGACAGGGGAAGAUUGUCAAAAGAAGAAAUUGAGAAAAUGGUCCUGGAAGCCGAGAAGUACAAGUUUGAGGAUGAGGAGCACAAAAAGAAGGUUCAGGCAAGGAAUGCACUGGAGACCUUUGCCUACAGAAUGAGAAAAACUAUCAAGCUUGAGAACAUAACCGCUAAGCUGCCUCUGGCUGACAGAAAGAAGAUUGAGAAUGCAAUUGACCAGGCCAUUCAAUGGUUGGAUAGUCAGCCGCACGCUGAGGCAGUUGAAUUUGAGGAGAAGAUGGAGGAGCUUGAGCGUAUCUGCAAACCUAUUCCCAAGAUGUACAAGGGUGCUGGUAGACCUGACAUGGCUUGUGCUAUGGACAAUAACACUCCUUCAGCUAGGUCUGGUUCUGGUCGUGCUCCUCCAAAAAUUGAGACAAUUGAUUGAGCAGAACCGGCUGCAGUGACUAAUGGGACUCUGAUUUAGCAUUUUGGUUUUGUCAAAGAGGAAAUCUCUUUCAGCUUUUGGUAGCUUACGUGAUUACUGAUCUAGAUAACAAUCUACAUAUUAUGAAUGGUGCAAAGUACUGAAUGAUAUAACGGUAGCGACUCAUAUCUAACUUUGCUUUUGGCCUUUUA